Molecule: messenger RNA, 2772 nt
Organism: Lodderomyces parapsilosis
Lineage: Eukaryota; Fungi; Ascomycota; Pichiomycetes; Serinales; Debaryomycetaceae
Exons: 1
Coding region: 1-2772 (923 amino acids)
Source: RefSeq, a predicted model, not a curated record
AUGUUCCAACUACGGCAUUUUAGGGGUCCCCUACAAAUCUCGGUCCUUUCGAUUACAAGAUGGUCAUCGAUAUCUGUACGACAUAUAUCGUCAACUGAUUGUAAAGAAAGAGCGAUUAUCCAUUGCGCUAUCAAUUUAUUGUUUCCUGGUUUAGGUGAUCGCCGAUACAAUGCAAAAUAUGAAGAAAUUAACCAACAAAUAAACAAGGCUUCUUUGGUGGGGGACAAUAUUCAUGGAACUGCUGUUAAGGACAGUCCUUCACUAUUAAGAUUCAAAUUCAGAGGGAUAGAAAGAGAACAAGAUUCUAUGAAAAAGUUGGUUGACAGAUGCGAGGUUUUAACUGAUCUUAAAAGAGAAUUACCCUCGUCACCCGCGAAGGACUAUAUCGACCCCACCAUAUUAUGCAACGAGUAUAAACCGCAAUUUGAAUCUGAAGACGAAUUCUAUAACGAGGUUUUGGAAUUUGACAAAUUCAACCAUUUGACAAAGUUUAAUCCAUUGAUAUUUUGCAAAAAUUCGUACCAUAUCGAAAGAUGCGCCGAAGUUCUAUUUGAAAAGGAGUGUGAUAGUCAAAAAAUAUCUGUAGCAUUGAGUAAUCUACGAAAAGUUGGAGCCAGGGCUUUGAGAAUAUACUGGCAAACAUAUUUAGAACGAAAUUUAGACUUGAAAAGGUUGAAUUAUUCCACAAUUGUCAAUGCAUCGGGUAUACUCAACAUGUUGAACAUUCGUACGAGAAAUCUCAUUAAACGAAAUUUGCAGACCGAAAUUCAUUACAGCAAUGUCUUUUACCAGUACUUGGGUCUAUUAGUGGUGGAGAAUGGACAAUUAUCACCACACUUUAUUCAUAGUUUGGCGAGGUUCCUCGAAAGCGGCAAAAGACUUGGAAAUACUUACUGGCCUAUGAAGGAGCCUUCACCUGAGCAAGUUGAGGAAGUUGAGGCUACCAUCAUCAAUUUACAGGACGAUAAUGCUAUACUGAAGAAAUUGAUUCAAUUUGCUGAGUACACAUUGAAGUUGAUUGGCAAGAGAACUGAACUACUUCAAGGUCACCUGACACAGAAGAAGUCUUUUAUCGAGAUAGUCAAAGAAUGCUAUCCAGCAUUAAAUGAUGAGACCAAUAUGGCAAAGUUGGGUCACUUGAUGAUCAAAGAUUACAAAAAGUAUGCCCUUGACUUGUUAGGAUUUGAUGAACCAAAGCUUAGCUUUGUAUCGAAACUGCAUUUAAUCAAGGUUUUCACAGCAUCCAAUUUUGAGCUACCCGUGGUUCCCAAUUAUAUUCCACCAAUAAAGUCCCCAUAUCAAAUUCUACCACCCAUUUUGAAUUCCAACUUAAUCAAUAGAAUUCUACUUUUGAGCAAGCAUUUGUAUUUUGGCACUUCAGAAAAUGGAGAAUUUAUGAAACUGACUCUUCGAAACUUUCAACUAUAUGGUGUCAUAUCAUAUUCGUUUUUUACAAGGUUGGCUUUAGAAAGAAUGGAGGCAACGAGCUUGACUACUAAUCAAUUGAGAAAACUUAAUGAAAUUGUCGACAGCCAUUCAUUCAAAUCCUACAUUGUUGAUUUAAUGAAAUUUUUUGAGAAUCAAGAGGACAGAAAAUCGUACAUGAAAAAUAUUGAAAUUUUACUGGUAAACUACUUACUACCAUCAGACCAAUUUCAUCUGAUAUUUGGCUGCUUGUCAGAAAGACAAAAGGAACGUUGGUGCAAUGACUUGAUCACAAAGAUUGUCACCGUGAUGAUGCAAUUGAAUUGGCAAUACAUUGAUGAUUUCCUUGUCGAAUUGAGAUCUCAGUUGUUGAAACGAAAGGAAUACUUCAACUCAGUACCAGAUAAAGCCCCACAUACAAGCAAUAGCAUACUUCUAGAAGAUUCACAAAAUGGACCCGUAAUUGCUUCCGAAAUGGAAACGUCACUUUACUACAAUUUGACAAUGGAAUAUUUAUCCUACUUGAAUAUAAAACACCACAUCGGCCAACCAAUUGGGUUUCAUAAAUGGUGGCUGGGGGUAUUUGAGGAGAAACUUCUACGAACGUAUGGAUUUGACAACGUGGCCCGCAUUGGAUAUUUAUUGGAUGAUGUAGCGAAUGAAUCAAUUGGAAUGGAUGUGGUUAAAGAGUUUUCAACUAGGAAAGAGGCUAUCGACAAAUCUUUCAUGGGUGCUUAUAUUAACAACAAGUUGAAGUUUCGUCUUGGUAUACCAACAGGUCCAUUUUGGAACUAUGUAUGGAGUCAGUUGCAACCGCCAAAGCUCAAUUUUGAAUCCACAAUCAACAAGUUUCUUUUGAUGAAUUACAAAAUAGCACCUCAAUUUUUCGCUAAAACUGGACUAAAGCAGUUACAAAUUCUUGAUACGAUUUAUAUCCAUGGUGAACUCGGCAAGAGAUACUACAGAUUUAUAAUUCUAUUUUCUUUAACCAAGUCAAAGUUGCCGCCUGCUACACUAGAGGCUGUGCUCAACCUCUUCAUUGAUAAAAGGUUUAAAAAAAGGUUAAAUUAUGUGACAGGAGCGCUGAAUCCAUUCAUGGGAGAUUUUAAAAUGAACCACAUCUAUCAUACAUUAAUGGCUGAAUACAUGACAUCAGAAUUUCACGAUCUUACUUUUCAUAAUCAGAUUUUUCAUCAAUUCAUAGCCAUGCAACUUGCCCAAAACGAGAUGGACUUGGUUAAUUGGAUCAAGGGGUUGAUUGAACCUUUAAUUAAACAGUUGGAAGGAUGCAAUGAUGAGUAUGAUAGACAGGCUGUUCUAUUCAAAUUUGAGCGAGCGUAUCAGUAG